Messenger RNA from Ascoidea rubescens DSM 1968, 1692 nucleotides. RefSeq names its product transcriptional regulator of multiple amino acid permease. Gene Ontology annotation, molecular function: amino acid transmembrane transporter activity. The transcript has a single exon. Gene Ontology annotation, biological process: amino acid transmembrane transport. Gene Ontology annotation, cellular component: membrane. NCBI's taxonomy places the organism in Eukaryota, Fungi, Ascomycota, Saccharomycetes, Ascoideales, Ascoideaceae. The record is from RefSeq and is a predicted model, not a curated record. Bases 1 to 1692 code for a protein of 563 amino acids.
AUGAUAGCAUUUAGUGGUGCAGUGGGAAAUGGCUUAUUGUUAUCAUCAGGAAAAUGUUUUACAAUAGCUGGUCCUCUUGGAACAAUUCUUGGUUUUGCAAUAACAGGUUCUGUAGUGCUAGCUGCAAUGCUUUCCUAUUGCGAAGUUGUAAGUUUUUUACCUGUUGCUGAUGGUGUUUCUGGUUUAUCCUCAAGAUUUAUAGAUGAUGCGUUUGGUUUCAGCUUGGGCUGGUGCUAUUGGGCAUCUUAUGCCUUUGGGUUGGCCUCUGAAAUAACUGCUGGAACAAUCAUGCUAACAUAUUAUCCAUAUUUAGGCUUACCAAGUACUUCAAUAAUUGGUUGGAUAUCUUUUUUUAUUGUGGUUGUCUUUGGUAUAAAUUUAGUCGAUGUUAGAGUGUUUGGUGAAUUGGAAUAUAUUGGUGGUUUUAUCAAAUCUGGAAUUAUAUUAAUGUUACUAUUGUCUAUGAUAUUAUUAAACACUGGUGCACUUCCCCCUUUAAAUUCAAAUGUUGGAUUCAAAUAUUGGGACUAUUCUAAAUCAGAUUUCUCUAGAAACUUAAUAUAUGGUUUAUUCAGACCAACAUUUGAUUUAGAUGAUAAUGGAACUGGAGGUGCUUUAAAUGGAAUUGGGGGAAACAAAGGCAGAUUUCUUUCUUUGUUAGUCACAUUGUUAAUCUCUGCUUAUUCCUAUAGUGGAUCCGAAGUCGUUUGUAUAGCAGCAGCAGAAGCGAAGAACCCAAGAAAAUCAUUACAAAGCGCAACCAAAAAGGUAUUUUGGAGAAUUCUUAUCUUUUACGUAUUAUCUAUUUUCUGCGUUAGCCUUAAUAUAUUUGCUGGUGAUCCUAGAUUAUUAAGGUAUGACACAGUCAGUGGAAUUGAAAUGAAUGAGGAAUUGGCGAAAAAAAUACUUGUUGAUAAAAACUAUUGCCACUCAAAUUUUUUGAAUUGGGAAGGAUAUUCAAAUGGAAACCAAAGCCCAUGGAUAAUUGCAUUUCAAAGUGCAGAUAUUUGUUCAUUUUCAAGUGUUAUUAAUGGAUUUUUUGUUUUUUUUGCCUUGUCAUCAGGCUCAUCACAAUUAUAUGUUUCUAGUAGAACAUUGUAUUCUUUGGCUAUACAAGGAAAAGCACCAAAAUUUUUCAAAAAAUGUUCUGCGAGUGGAGUGCCAUAUAUAUCUGUGAUAUUUUCUGGAUUGUUUAGUUGUUUGAGUUAUGCUUGUAUUGAUAAGAAGGCUACAAGUGUUUUUGGAUAUUUAAUAAAUUUUGUUUGUACUUCAGGUAUAUUGGUUUGGGUUGGGAUGUGUUUAUCAUUUAAUAGGUAUUAUUAUGGUUUAAAAUUAAGACCGGAUAUAAUAAGCAGGGAAGAUAAAAUGUAUCCAUUUAGAUCGCCAUUUCAGCCUUAUUUAUCAUAUUAUGGAUUAGUUGGAUCAUCAAUAAUCGCAUUAUUAAUGGGAUAUACAAAUUUUUUAAGAAGUAGGUGGGAUACAUUAUCAUUUAUUUCAUCAUAUGGGGCUAUAAUACUUUUUUUUUUAAUGUAUUUUGGGUAUAAAAAAUUAUUUAAAACUAGAAUAAAAAAAUUGGAUCAAAUUGAUUUUGAUACUGGGAGAAAAGAAAUUGAUAGGAUUGUUUGGGAUGAGAAUACUGAAUAUACAAAAACACUUAAGGAUUGGUUUAAAAGUUUGAUAUCAUAUGCCUGA